Molecule: messenger RNA, 2462 nt
Organism: Paramisgurnus dabryanus
Lineage: Eukaryota; Metazoa; Chordata; Actinopteri; Cypriniformes; Cobitidae
Source: RefSeq, a predicted model, not a curated record
AUGGCAGAGGAUCUUGGGAGCCAUGUGGCCAAGAAGACUGAAGAGCAGUCGGGUAGCGUCCUUCUCACAUACUUCCAAGGAGACAUUAGCAGCAUGGUGGAUGAACAUUUUACCCGUGCACUGAGCAAAGCAACAAAACCAAAGGAAGAACGCUCCAAAAACAAACGAAACCAAAAAUCUGCUCCAACAAAUGACUCAGGCCAAUGGGGAGCACAGUCACAAACAGGAUUCCAGUCCAUGCUUUUUUCAGAACGACUUCAUCCUGGAACAAGCAGCAAUCCUCAAUCAAACCCUCACAUGUCAUUGAAUCGCCCUCCAAACAGCGCUCUCCUAUGGUCAGGAGGUUCUAGACAGGACAUGAGUCUGGCUCUGCCGCCCAUGGUUUACCCCUCAGCUGUAUCCACCAAUGGUUUAAUGAUGUCAGAACACCAGUAUACUAAUUCUCUAUUAAACUUGGUUCACAAUGAUCGACCUGAACUUGGCUCAGUAGUGGUGGGCUCCUCCAAACAAGACUUGAUUUCUGGAUGGACUAAAUAUCCUGGAUUUGCUAACCAGAUGAGUUCUGACGUCAGCCUUGAUUCUGGUGUACAGGUGAUAGAAAAGAAGAAUUUUUAUUGGUAUUGAUCGAAUGUUGAAGAUUGUAUACCAAGAACGAGGAAGUGUGUAGCUCUCUUUCGUUUAACUGAACGAAAGUGACUGAAAGACCAUGCAAUGCUUAACCUGGAGGCGUCCGUGGACAACCUGUUCAAAAACAAGCUCUGCAUGUAUCACAGAAACAGGAGAUUGUACAAGAGAUUUGCCUUAGGCUCUUUGGUUAAAGAAGUUUCACACGCACACAAGAACAUGCAUGCAAACAUAUUUCCUGCAUGGGAUGAAAAUGAAAUUUAAACAUUUUAAGGCAGAAUUUAUCUGGUACAACUGGAUGCAUUUCUUGUUCUUUGAAGUUUUUAUGACAGAUAUCUCACAGGCACAUGAUUUAACCUGUCAGACAACCUGGUUGGAACAUUAAGUAACUUGCAAUAUAUGUUGACUGUAUUCAUGAUUAUAUUUUAUUUUUGUUUAAUUUUAACCCAGUGGCUGUGUUUGUCCAUUUGGCCAUGGGGUGAAACAAUCCAGCAUGGUGGAGAGUGUAGAUCCACUUGGACUGAAAUGAGCAGCAUUAAAAUCUAUAAAGUGGAGCCAAAGAUGACUGCAGGCUUUGAAAACAGUACAUACCAAUAAAAUGCUAUAUUAUAAUAGAUCCAAUGUACUAUCAUAUAUUCACUGCUAUUAAACAAAUUUUAAAACUGAAUUUUAACAGCACUGGUGAUGGUUUAAUAUACAGUAUAUGCUUAUUUUGUAUAGCAGUCAUUGAAUAUGUAAACACUGCGCCCUAGUGGCUAACAUGUACAUUGCACUGCAUAUCAUCAGCCUAUAUAAAAUUAAACUAAGAUCACAAGCAAGUCUGUAUCUUGGAGGAAGUGUUCAUCUCACAUUAUGAUUUAGCUACCAAACUCUAUUCCCCACCAUGAAUUCAAUUUAUAAACACAGAUGGACGAACAGCCAUUUCCACACCCCUGCAUGUGAAUUAUUGAUGCCCUUGCAGUACAUUUAGCAAUUACCCAUCUGGUGCCACACACGGCCAUUUCCAAAUUAAAAUGACCAAAGCCAAAGGUAAUCCCAAAUACAGACUCGCCUCUGGUGAGCAGCAUUCAAGUAGUCAAUACCUUCAUGAUUCAAUGGAAAUAAUGAGUCAUGAAUGAGAUGAAAACAACAUUUGGGUUUUGUUACGCCUAAAAUGCUUAAUAAUAGGAAUAAUGCUAAAUUAUAAUUUAAAAUAAAUCCGUUUGUGGUUGCAACCUACAUAAAUUGAUAUGGCUGAUCUUUUUUUUUUUAAUUACCAUAUUUCAACUCUUCUUAUGCCAUUUGUUGAAAGAAAUGUGUGUCUCAUAUUGUAUCAUGUGUCUCUGUUUGACUCUAGAUCACAGAAGUCAUGCAUACCAUACCUGUACUACAUUUAAUUUAGCACACUAUCAAAAGACGAGCGCUGUUAAUGUGCACAACAGAGAGAUUUUAUCAAUCCUCUGGCAUUUCAGUUUGCCUUUUGUGUCAGAGCUAAUUUUAGUGAAACCUUCCCUCUCCUCUUUCCACAUUAUAUGUACUUCUCAUAGUCUGCAGUGACACCUCAGAGAAUGCACAGAGCACAACUCAAUUAGUGGGAUGACCUACGAAUGAGUCAUAUUUAAUUGGACAUAUUUCAUUUUUGACAUUAUGCAUCAUUAUCUCACCUCUGUGUUGCCAUUUCUCAGGAUAAUGUGUAAUUUCUAAAACAAUACAGUCUGACAGCAGACUUUACACUUUUUAGUAACAACUGUGAGCUAUAACUGAUAACACUGACCAGCUUCUGUAUUAAUGAAGACUUGUAUGGAUUAUUACUGUCCAUGUAUCUAUUUCUACAUAAAAAAUAAACUGUUACUAAAGUG